Molecule: messenger RNA, 3634 nt
Organism: Nycticebus coucang (slow loris)
Lineage: Eukaryota; Metazoa; Chordata; Mammalia; Primates; Lorisidae
Product: minichromosome maintenance domain-containing protein 2-like
Exons: 8
Coding region: 1002-2078 (358 amino acids)
Source: RefSeq, a predicted model, not a curated record
UGAACCAAUGUGUUAGUCGUUAUUUCUGACUUCUCUAAGUUGGCAGCUUCUUGAAAGGCAGUAUCUAGUCUUAAGCAUUUUAUUCCUAGCACCUACUACAAUUAUAAAUUGUUUCCAAUUAGGGCCUCUUGUCUUUAAAUGAAUUUUAUAUAUUCCAUUCUGUACUCAUUACCAUGGUUUAAUGUUUUAUGUUGGUCACUGAUAACAAGCUACAGAACUGAAAGGGCCUUAAUUAUCUAAUACAACCCUUUCCUUUCCCAUGCAGUGGUUCUCAACCUUCCUAAUGCCUCCCAAUGCUGCGACCCUUUAAUACAGUUCCUCAUGUUGUGGUGACCCCCAACCAUAAAAUUAUUUUCAUUGCUACUUCAUAAGUGUAAUUUUGCUACUGUUAUGAAUCAUAAUGUAAAUAUCUGAUAUGCAGGAUGUAUUUUCCUUGUUACAAAGGGUUGAGAACUGCUGCUAAAGAGAGGUCAGAUGAUUUCCCCACAACAACCAGGAAAUGCUGGGUCUAGAAUCAAGUUCUCAAAUUUCCCAGGUUUCUUCGUUCUACUACAUUUUGCUACUUAGAUUAAAUUUUCAAGACAUCUAUAUCACUUUCAUUUUAAAACACCAGAGAUCCUCAUUAUCUGAUACUGUUUAUUUCAACAAGCAUUUUUUUUGGAAUUACCUACUCUGUUAAACAUUUGAGGCUAUUGUUUUUCAGUUUGCAAUCUUAUGAGAGGAUCUUAGAACCUAGUGUUGAUAAAAAUGUUAUUUGGCAAAAGAAAGCAAAGUUUUGUUUCUCUUCGGGUAGGAAUUUUUUCAAAGUUAGAGAUUUUACUUAGUUUUAUUUCACACUUUAAUAGUUUGUAAAGUCUUACUAUAGGACUUCAAAAGUAAAAUUUGUCUUACUUUAUUUCUAGGUUUUCUGAUACUUUUUCUAUAGUUUCACCAUCUAUACUCUUUACCAACAACUGUGGUUUAUCAGUUGGUAAUACAGAAGAAUCAUUAACUAGGAGAAAAUGUCAAAUCUAAAAAUGAAAGAGGCAGCCCUUAUUUAUCUUGACAGAAGUGGAGGCCUCCAAAAGUUUAUAGAUGAUUGCAAGUACUACAAUGAUUCUAAACAAAGUUCUGCUGUCUAUCGAUUCAAUAUUUUAAUAAAUCCUUCUGAUGUUGUUGAAUUAGAUGCCGAACUUGGAAAUCACAUUUUACAUCAGCCUUUACAAGCUGCUCGAGUUUUUCAAUCAGUCUGUUUUAUUGCUGUUAAGACUCUCUCAUUAAUUGGACAAUUACAAACAGAAACUCAAAUUAAUAUUGUGCUGAAGUUAACACAUUUACCUGCUCUGCCAAGUUAUGCUCUUGAUCUUAGUGACUUUCCACUUGAUUAUACAUCUCAGAGAUUUUAUAUGCUACAAGGAAUUGUGAUUGCAAUGAUGACUGUAACUAAGUAUACACAAGGUGCAAGGUUCCUUUGUACAGAUGAAGCAUGCCCCCUUUCAAAAGGAUUUCAGUAUAUAAGAGUGCUUGUGCCUGGUGCUACAGAAUCUGCAACAGUAAGAAAUGACUUUUUGUGUAAUCUCUGUGCAUCUUCACUUCAAGAAGACAGAAAAUUUAGAGUAGUUGGUGAUAAACAGAUAGUUGAAAUAAUUACCACAAAGGCAUUUCAGGCUUAUCGAGGAUAUUCUAACAACCAGCCAUUUAGAUUCCAGUCAAAUACAAUUUUCCUAAGAGAUGAAUCAGUGAAUAAAAUGAAUAUAGGAAAUGAAUAUAAAAUUAUUGGAAUUCCUACAUGUGUAGAAACUGCACAAACUACUGUCUGUAUAGAAGCAAAUAAUAUAACUUUUUGUAAUUCAAAAGUUCCUUCAGGAAUUAGUGACGACUUCAAGCGUCUCCUUUCCUUGACUUCCAGUUCAUGCUGGAAGUUUACAGCAAUACUUGCCAAUAUCUUUGCAUCACAGAUUGUUCCUCCUGGGACUUACAAUUGGCUCAAACUCUGUUUGUUGAUGAGUCUUGUACAGACAAGUGACCGUAGAAAGGAACUGGAAGAUUGCCUGGAUAUUUUAAUUAUAACAAGUGAUACUCUACUAGUAGACAGGUAAAUAUGUGACAUGAACUUUUUUCUUUUUUUUUUUUUAUUAAGCAGACCUAGGCAGACCUAGGCUUCAAACCCCCCACCCAUGGUACACAGGACCAGCACUUUAAGUGAGCUACAGGUGCCCAGCUGACAUGAAUUUUUUAAAAUGUUAAUUGGCCACAGGUUUGUAUAAAUUUUUUCAAUAAGCAUUAUUAUAAGAGGAAUAUUUAGGAUUUAUCUGAACUAGUAUAUAUAAUUAUUCUAGUCACUUUUUAUCAAUAAAGUAAUAAAGUUUUGAAACGUAAGUAGAUAAAUGAGAUAUUUGCUUUUAAUAUUUUGAGAGUGUAACCACUCGAAGUUUGAACCUUUUCCCUCACUCAUUCCUUUGCGGAUAUGUAGCAAAUGCAUCCUUCCCAGCCUUCCUUUUCCCCCAUUCCCUGGCUCUACCUUUGUGCUUUGUUUUCAUUUUUUAGUAAUCUUCCCCGCAAGGAGCCAAGAAGCCAUUUUUAAAUUUUUCUCCAAGAUUCCAUUCACUAAUAUUGAUUCACUGUACCCAACAGUGCCAAAAUGACUGUUUUGGUGAUACCUCAUUCCUAACUUUGGAAUAGGCCUCUACUCAGAGUUUUGUGGCUCCCCAUUAGCAAGUACCCUUUUCUUAAAAAGUGACAUGAAUGUUCACAAAAUUUAGAAUAAGCUCCUUUUAAAAUAUUUUGUAUGUAAUUCUAAAGCAAAAAAUAAAUUUAUAAAGUGAAUUUAAAAUAGAAAAAUGCAAAUCACCAUCAUAUUAAUUAUACAAAUAAUAUUUUGCUAAAAUUAAAUUGCCACUUGUAAUGAUCCAAAAUUCCAUAUAUUUCACCACUUUGUUUUCUGCUCACGAAAGUAUUUAGUUCCCUGACAUACUCACCAUGUCUGGCUAUUUCCAAACUUUUAAAUUUUAUAAUCUGAGAGGUAGAAAAUAGUAUUUUAUUUUUAUUUGCAUUUCUUAAAUGCAUUUCUUAUUUCAACUGGAAAUAACUUUCAGCAUCAUUUAAAUCUUACUAAACAAUUGUAUUAUUUUUUAUAAACCUCCUAAUUUUGACCAUUGUUUAUUUUUCUUUUUUUUAUUGUUUAUUUUUCUAAGUUGUUUAUCUACUUCUUACUAAUUUGUGAUGGCAGUUGAAAAUUAAGGCCUUUGUCUCUUUUCCUGUUUGUCAUUAACCAUUUGACUUUUCUUAUGAUAUUUGGGUCUAUAUGGCAGAUUUAAUUUUGUUUGUCUUGAAGUAAAAUUUGUUUAUAGUAUAAUAAUCAUAUCUUAUUAUUACCAUUAAAAUCAAUUAAUGAAUUUUAACAAAUACAUAGACUCCUAUACUCGCUACCACAAUGAGCUAUAGAACAUUUUUAUCACCCAAGAAAUUACCCUCAUUCCCUCUUCCAGUCAGUUCCUGUCUCCACAGGAGAUUUCUGUAACCAUAGAUUAAUUUUCCUAUUGUUAAACUUCAUAAAAUGGAAUCACACAGUGCAUCCUCCUUGGGGUCUAGUCUCUCUUGUUUAACAAAAAGUUUUUGAGAUUGGUCCAGUUUUAUGCGUCAGUACUUCAUCAUU